Lodderomyces elongisporus is the source of this 2907-nucleotide messenger RNA. RefSeq names its product Cta7p (gene CTA7). Gene Ontology annotation, biological process: DNA-templated transcription; positive regulation of transcription by RNA polymerase II. Gene Ontology annotation, cellular component: nucleus. Gene Ontology annotation, molecular function: DNA-binding transcription factor activity, RNA polymerase II-specific; zinc ion binding; sequence-specific DNA binding. The transcript has a single exon. The record is from RefSeq and is a predicted model, not a curated record. Bases 1 to 2907 code for a protein of 968 amino acids. Lineage: Eukaryota; Fungi; Ascomycota; Pichiomycetes; Serinales; Debaryomycetaceae.
AUGUCUGAUCCGCCAUUACACUCAAAUAGCUUUAUGAAGAAACCAAACUUACCUGAAUCCAGCAACCUGGCAUCGACUCCAGGAUCUUCUGGAUUCUCACCAUUUGGAACAGUACAGUUACCACCAGUUUAUUCAUAUAGGCAAUCUCAACAGAUUCCACAACAAGUAAAUGCCUACUCACCACCACCACCACUGCAGCAACAACAUCAACAGCAACAACCACAGCCACGGUCUCAACUUGAAUCAAGUGCGGGUUUGAGCAACGGCAGUACAGCUAAUAGUAAUACACACAUUGCACAGCCUUUGCAGCCCCAUCUUCAUCCACAACUUCAACCACAACCUCAACCUCAAUCACAACAACCUAAUCAAAGCCAAAGCCCAGAGGCAUAUAGAACAAACGACCACAAUCCCAAGCCCAGAAUGAGAGUUAGUAAAGCUUGUGAUCGUUGUCGGACACACAAAAUCAAAUGUUCAGGUACAACACCAUGUGCAACUUGUGUUAGACAAAAGAAAGAGUGUACAUUCUCAAGUGCACUUGCAGGUCAUUCGGGUAGAUCUGCCAAUAGUCCUGGAUACUACGGUGUUGAUGGUAAUGGGAGCGGCGGAACCAACGGUGCAGGUGGUGAAUUAUACAAGAGACAAAAGUUGAUGAUUAAUACGGAACCAUUUGGCUUGCCCACUGUUGAAAGAUCCAAUGAUCGUGAAUAUAUUGCUCAUUUAGAGAAUAGAGUGCAAUAUCUUGAAGGUAUUCUUUCUGGAAGCACAAAUGAAACAUUUAGGCAGCCCAUUUCGGAGGAACCUGAUAAUGAGUUGAUCACGAAAACUUUAUUUUCUGCAAGUUCUAAAUGGAGAUUUUCUCGUCGUCAUCAAAAUUUGCUUAUUGUAGAACUAUGCCAAUCAAUGUAUGCCAACUUGUCCGAUGAACUGAAGGAAAAAGUGACUAUUCCAAGACGGCAAUAUUUUGGAUGGAACAUGUCAGGUGUUAACUAUUUGGACCCCGAAGCUUUACCGGCCAUUCCUGAUCUCGAUAAUGAUCUUGACAAGGAACACUUGAUUAAUUUCUUUUUUAAAGAGAUCAAUCCGCUAUUUGCAAUUAUUCAUGAAGCUGUAUUUAGAGAGCAAUAUGCUGCAUACACAAAGAUUGUUAAGGAAGAGCUUCUGCUGGAUGAGUUUGAUUCCAAGACAAAUCAAACCAAGUUGUUUGUUGCCAUUCUAUACCUCAUCUAUGCUCUUUCGAUUCGUUUUAUUGAGUUUCAAAAACCCAAAAAUUCAGAUAUUGAUAUGCUUAAAUUGGAGGAAAAAUUGUUCAAGUACGCACACAAGAUUGUUUCUAUUUUAAGUUUUGAAUGGGAGUCGUUUGAGCUUGUGCAGAGUUGGGUUUUGAUUACACUUUAUCUUCGGAUAACUCAUCGUCAAACUUCUUGUUGGCACGCGCUAGGCAAUGCCAUAAAUAUGACGAAAUCCAUGGGAUUAGGGUUUGACGUUGAAAAUAGUCAAAUCCGUGUUUCCACUGCUUAUGAAAAACUCAAAGCCAAAAGAAUUUUUUGGUGUGUGUUUACAUUUGAUCGAGUGUUUGGCCUUCAAGUCGGUCGGUAUUGUGGUGUUAGAGAUGAGGAUUUUACUCGUGCUUACCCUUCAUUUGAUUUUGCCCUAGAGACCGAAAAGGAUGAUUGGUUAACGUUACCGGCAUUGGCGAUGAUUCAUGUAGCUAGAGUCUCGAAUUUUGUCCACACUGCACCAACUGAUAAUCCUCAUUUGAUUAAAUAUCAACAGGUAAAUGCAGAAUUGGUGAAACUUCAUGAUUGGUUUAAUCGUCAUGGAUUCCGCAAUGACUUGUUUUUUAACAGAUCUGAAGGUAUGGGUGGUGCACCAACGGCAUCGGCACCUGAAUCGACAAAUGAGAUUAGUUUAUUAGUGAAGGCACAAGUCAAAUUGCAUUAUUAUGAUUUGGUUCUUUGUAUUCACGGCAAAAUUCUUUUCAAUUAUAUUGGACGUAAAAUUGCUAGUCAUGGCCUUAAAGUUGAUUUGGUUUUGGAUGCGUGCAAUGGUGUUGUUGAAGUAUUGGACAAGGUCAAUAAGGCUGGCUUGUUGUAUUGUCCGUGGUAUAGUACAUUGUUACUAUUAUUCAAUAUUGGAGUCAGUGCCAUUACAUUGGUCAACGGAGGUGUUUAUGUUGUGCAGUCAAGGACAAUUUUGAAAAAUGCCAUCAAGUUUCUUACAUUGCUUAGGAAAUCUCCAAUUAGAAACGAGAACAAUAAGCUUGUAUUUAGAGAGAGGUUCAAGAUGGUGCGUGAAUGUACAUGGGCUUUAAAGAUGGCGAACAAGAUAUUGUCUUUGAGGUUGGAAGAAGAUAUCAAGGCACUUGGCAAUAUUGGUGUUGAUCAUGGAUCAGAUGAAGUAAAUCAGCAGUACUUUACACAACUCGGAAGAACUGGGCCGUCUACAACUACAAAUGGUGCUGCCACUGCUGGUGGUGCUGGUGGUGCUACAGCUACUACUACUACGUCAUCAUCAUCUUUUGGAGGAAAGACUCAAAUUGUAAAUGGUAUGUUUGAAGGACAUGUACAUCGUGGUGAAAAUACCCAGAUGGAACAGGACAAAGCUUCAACUGGCACAAAAAAUGGCGAUAAAACCUAUAUAUCACAUGUUGCUCAACAACACCGAUUUCCAAAUGAAAAUGAUGGUACUAAUAAUAGUAUAAGAUCGGGUGCAGAAGCAACUGGGGCAGGUGCUACCUUGGGGACAGGUCCAACUUCUAGUAUUGAUAACCCCAUGUCUACACCUGGAAGCUCUAGUGAUUUCAAUGAUUUCAAUACGGUUGAUGCUUACUCGUCGGCCGAUAUAGAUAAUAUGUUGGGAAAUAUCCAAUGGUUUGACCAAUGGUUGAAUUUCAAUAAUAAUUUAUAA